AUGACACUAUCACCAAUAAAAUCAUCCAUUACAAUUAAAGAACCGCCACUUGUAAUCGCUCCAAGACCAAUCGUGUUAAAUACAGAUUGUUUUGAAGAUAACACAAUAGUCGUUCGAAUAAUUCGUGUAAACUACACAGAUCCUCCCAGAAUUUGUGUAGAAGAAUAUUUGUCAAUUCGUAUAAUUUAUCCAAUUGGAACUGUUAAAGGAUUUGAUCUUUCAUCAGAUACAUUAAAUAUACAACCUUUUAAUUUUUGUUUCCUUCCAAAAGCAAAUCCUCUUAGAUUUUAUUCCGUAAGAAAAAAUUUUUUGUUAAUGGCUUAUGCAAAGUUGAAGAUGUAA
Rhizophagus irregularis DAOM 181602=DAOM 197198 is the source of this 342-nucleotide messenger RNA. RefSeq lists its product as uncharacterized. Lineage: Eukaryota; Fungi; Glomeromycota; Glomeromycetes; Glomerales; Glomeraceae. The record is from RefSeq and is a predicted model, not a curated record.